CGAGCUAACACCGCCUACCUCGGUUUCCCUGACAAACAAAGCAUGCACUCCCCAUUGUAGCUAGCCGGUAGCAUUGGCUAGUUAGCCAAAUAUUUGCGAGCCAAGAGCAUGGAAAGCGUUGAGGGAAUGGAGGUGGACGGCUGGGACUCCAGUCUGGAGGAAGAGCUGGGUGUUUCUUUGGACGAGCUGAAGAAAUGGAUUGAGGAAGCUGUGGAGAAGAGCGAGAUUGUGCAGAAGAAAAAGACUCAGUUGUCAGAACUGAAGGAAUGGGUGGAGCAGAAAGAGGAGGAGGAGGCUAGGACAGAGAAGCUUCUCCGUGAUGCCAACCAGUCUGUACUGGAGUGUGAGAAACUGGUGAAGGCAACUUACCGAAAGAACGGCCUCGUCUACCGAGAGAGCAGCUCGGAGGACGAGGGAGGCGGAGCCAUGUUGUCCUCUGAAGUCAUCGAGAUAGACGAUGACGACGACGAUGACGUUAUUGCUGUUGGCUGUUUGGUUCCGCCGAAGAAGCCUCUAACUCCAGUCAAAGAUCCAGUGGUAAAGGAAACUUCCACAGUGCUGCAGAAAACCUCCCAGCAGGUGCAAAAAUUGGUCCAAAUGGUCAGCAAGCCACCACUGAGUGCACCAUUGCUCCGUUCCCCAGUACCGCCCUCAACUCAGUCAGGUAGCCACAGCUCACCACCUGCCGUGUUUAUAUCCCAAGCAUCUCAGUCUGCAGGCCAGCCAAACCCCAACAUGCCAGAAGAUGAGCUCAGAAUCUGGAUGAGCAUUCUGGGAAAGAAGCGCACCAAGACGUGGCACAAAGGCACCCUCGUUGCUAUCAACCCAGUUGGAAAUGGUACAUUCAAGUAUAAAGUCAAGUUUGAUAAAGGCAAGAGUCUGCUUUCUGGAAAUCAUGUGGCUUUUGACUAUAACCCCACCCUGGAGAGUCUGUACGUUGGUGCUCGUGUAGUCGCCAAGUAUAAGGAUGGAAACCUGGUGUGGCUCUAUGCUGGAAUAGUAGCAGAGAUGCCCAACAACAAGAACCGCAUGAGGUUUCUGAUCUUCUUUGAUGAUGGGUAUGCUUCAUAUGUGACGCUGCCUGAGCUCUACCCAGUUUGCCGACCAUUGAGGCAUACUUGGGAGGACAUAGAGGAUGCAUCGUGUCGAGAUUUUAUCGAGGAAUACAUAACUGCAUAUCCCAGCAGGCCAAUGGUUCUCCUAAAGGUUGGCCAGAUAAUCAAGACAGAGUGGGAGGGAACGUGGUGGAAGAGCAAAGUGGAGGAGGUGGAUGGCAGCUUGGUGAAGAUCCUCUUCUUGGAUGAUAAGAGGAGUGAGUGGAUCUACAGAGGCUCCACCAGGCUGGAGCCGAUGUUCAAUCUGAAGAUGACCACAGCCAACACCCAGGAGAAGAAGCUAGCUGGCCAGCAGAGGACAAGACCUAACAUGGGGGCGUUGAGGAGCAAAGGCCCAGUAGUUCAGUACACCAGUGACGGGCAUGUUGGAGCGUCUCCGGUCAAAGCGCCACAGCCCUCGACCAGCCAGAGUUCACCAACAGCACAGCUUCAGCAGCGCCCACAGCCGCUGCAACCUCAACAAAGCCCUCAGCCCGCGCUUCCUCCACAGCCUCUGCCACAGAAUAAACAUCAGAUGGCCCGAAAGAGUACUUCUCCAUUUGUUCCUGGGGUGGGCGGCACACAUGCCUCUAAAGUCACGCAGUCUCUUGCAUCCACUAACAGCAACCUCUCAGGCGGAAGAGCGCUGAAUGCCCCAAACCCUGUGGCGCCCACGUUCACACAAACGUAUCAGAGACAAAUGACCCCGCUGACUACAGUCCCUGCUACUAUUCCCCACGCAGUGGCCCAGGUCCCACACCAGCCGGCGUAUCGCGCCCCGACCGACCGCAUCUUCUAUCUGGCGCACACAUGUCAGCCUGCCUGUCUGAAGCGCGUCCGGCCCGCAACAACAAGCAUGCACAGAGGGAAGAACCCGCUCCUCACACCUUUGCUGUAUGACUUCAGACGUAUGACGGGACGGCGCAAAGUCAACCGCAAGAUGUCUUUCCACGUCAUCUACAAGGCUCCGUGUGGACUUUGCUUGCGUAACAUGGCCGAGAUCCAGCAGUACCUCUUCCAGACGAACUGUGACUUUAUAUUCUUAGAGAUGUUUUGCCUGGACCCCUACGUGCUCGUCGAUCGUCCCUUCCAGCCACAAAGGCCCUUUUAUUACAUUCCAGACAUCACGGCAGGAAAGGAGGAUAUUCCUCUUUCCUGCGUCAAUGAGAUUGAUAACAGCUCUGCUCCUGAAGUAACUUACAGUAAAGAGCGUAUUCCUGAAGAUGGCGUGUUUAUCAACACCAGUGCAGACUUCCUUGUCGGCUGCGAUUGCACCGACGGCUGUCAGGACAAAUCCAAAUGCUCCUGCCACCAGCUGACCCUUCAGGCUACAGGUUGUACACCGGGGGGACAGAUCAACCCAAACGCAGGAUAUUCGUACAAACGAUUGGAGGAGUGCCUGCCCACAGGGAUCUAUGAGUGUAAUAAAAGAUGCAAAUGUAACGCUCAGAUGUGCACCAACCGGCUGGUGCAGCACGGCCUGCAGGUCCGUCUCCAACUCUUCAAGACCCAGAACAAAGGCUGGGGAAUCCGAUGUCUGGAUGAUGUAGCUAAAGGCUCAUUUGUGUGCAUCUAUGCUGGUAAAAUCCUGACAGAUGACUUUGCUGACAAAGAAGGUCUUGAGAUGGGUGAUGAGUAUUUUGCUAACCUGGACCACAUAGAGAGUGUGGAGAACUUUAAGGAGGGCUAUGAGAGCGAGGCUCACUGUUCAGACAGCGAGGGAAGCGGCGUGGACGUAUCCAGGAUAAAAAUCCAGCCCUCUGCUUUAGUGUCAGCUAACCCUGUGGGGCGACCAGCUAAGAAGACCCAAAGCUCGAGCUCGUCAGGCGACAGCAAUGAGGAUGAGGACAAAGAGUCUAAGAGUGAAGAUGAAAGCGACAGUUCAGAUGACACGUUUGUGAAGGACAGCUACUACAGCUCCAGCUCGGUGUGGAGGAGUUACACCACACGUGGGCAGGUCAAAGGCAACAAGGAAGGGAGUCAAGAUAGUAAAGAUGGAAUGAGCAUCUCAGCCAGAGGAACAGAUGAUGAGAAGCCACCAUCUAUGCCAGAGGAGACGGGAAAAAGCAAAGUGGCUUCCUGGCUAACGAGCCAGGGGCUUAAAAAGGAAACUGGAGAUAACAAGAGUCCAGUGAAGCCUGAAGUGGUGAAGAAGCAGGAUGUGAUGACUUUGUCUGACAGUGACGAUGUUCAGACCAUCAGCUCAGGAUCCGAUGACAACAAGGACAAAGAGAAAGCAACGCCAGGUGUGACUAAAAAGCAGGUGGCUGUGAAAUCUACUCGUGGCAUCGCCCUGAAAAACAGCCACGGGAUGAUGGUAAAAACAGGCGUGCCUGGAGGCGGAGGGCCGGGAGGAGGUAAAGGAGGACAGCAGGGGCAGUCGGGAGGAGGCGGAGACAACACUCCCACUAAAAACACCCGCCAGUUCUUUGAUGGGGAAGAGUCCUGUUACAUCAUUGAUGCCAAGUUGGAAGGAAACCUCGGACGUUAUCUGAACCACAGCUGCAGUCCGAACCUUUUCGUCCAGAAUGUGUUUGUAGACACGCAUGACUUGAGGUUUCCCUGGGUUGCCUUCUUUGCCAGCAAGAGGAUCCGGGCCGGCACAGAGCUGACCUGGGACUAUAACUACGAGGUGGGCAGCGUGGAGGGUAAGGUCCUGCUCUGCUGCUGCGGCUCCACCGAGUGCCGAGGAAGACUGCUGUGAUCCACAGGGACCUCCAUUACCUGUAGUAAAACUAAGGAACCCUCUCAACAAUGUACCCCAAGUUUUAUUUGUUCCUUUUUUUGGAGGGGUUUGAGUUUCUUUUUGUUUUUUGUUUUUUUUUGUUUUUUUGUUUUUAAUUCAAAUUUUACAUUUUAUUACUACUGCCUUGAUUUUAUUUUUCCUCUACAUCUCAAUAAAAUGUCCUCUCUUUGAAACUCACCAAAGGUCCUGAAUUGAAACAAACCCUUCACAAUAAAAUAACUGUAUUAUGA
Neolamprologus brichardi is the source of this 4070-nucleotide messenger RNA. It is a transcript of the gene setdb1b, whose product is annotated as SET domain bifurcated histone lysine methyltransferase 1b. Gene Ontology annotation, cellular component: nucleus. Gene Ontology annotation, biological process: negative regulation of gene expression; heterochromatin organization. Gene Ontology annotation, molecular function: DNA binding; histone H3K9 methyltransferase activity; protein binding. Lineage: Eukaryota; Metazoa; Chordata; Actinopteri; Cichliformes; Cichlidae. The record is from RefSeq and is a predicted model, not a curated record.